ACGCCAUUCACUUCCCAAGCGAGUUAUUUCGUUAACCGGUUUGUCCCGAAACUAUUCGAAUCGAGAGAAAGCCACGUCAGAUCUUCUCUGAUGGCAAUUAACCAAAAAGGAUAACCGAAGAAGCAGAGAGAGAGAGACGAUGAGAGCUCUGACAUGGAUGGGAAUGGCGCCGCCGCCGCUGGCAAUGGUGGCGCGAACGACGACGACAUCGACGGUGGUUUCGUUACGACGGAUGAAUCUCCGGAUAGUUCGCGUCUGUGUUAGAGCCACGGCGUCGUCGAGUGCGGCGGUUUCCGGCGGAGGAGUAGUGGAAGCGGUGGAAUUGUCUGAGAUCGGAGAGAUGAGUAAGAAAUGGAAGUGGAAAGGAGAAUAUUCCAUAAAUUACUUCGUGAAGAGUUCGCCGGAAGAAGUAACUCCGGCGAGUCAGACUGUUCUCUUGGUUCAUGGCUUUGGCGCCUCGAUUCCUCACUGGCGAAGGAACAUAAACGCACUCUCCAAAAACCAUACAGUGUAUGCGAUUGAUCUUCUUGGAUUUGGUGCUUCAGAGAAGCCACCUGGUUUUAGCUAUACAAUGGAGUCAUGGGCUGAACUGAUUCUCAGCUUCUUGGAGGAAGUAGUUCAAAAACCAACUAUUUUGAUUGGAAACUCUGUUGGAAGCCUUGCUUGCGUCAUCGCUGCUUCAGAAUCACAAGGAGAUCUGGUCAAAGGUCUUGUUCUGCUGAACUGUGCUGGUGGUAUGAACAACAAGGCCGUGUUUGACGACUGGAGAAUCAAGCUGCUGAUGCCAUUACUCUUGCUUAUCGACUUCUUACUCAAGCAGAAAAGAAUUGCUACCGCACUCUUCAACCGCGUUAAAGACAGGCAUGUCGUCAUUACAGGGGAAAAUCUCAAGAACAUCUUGUCAAAUGUUUACAUCAACAAGGAAAAUGUAGACGAUACACUUGUAGAGAUUAUCGCUGGACCAGCAAAUGGCGAAGGUGCACUAGAUGCAUUUGUUUCGAUCUUAACCGGUCCACCUGGACCAAACCCGAUUAAGCUGAUUCCGGAGAUAACCAAACCGGUUCUUGUCUUAUGGGGAGACCAAGAUGGGUUAACUCCUCUCGAUGGUCCUGUAGGCAAGUACUUCUCGUCACUUCCGGAUCAAUUACCUAACUUCAACCUCUAUGUUCUUGAAGGCGUUGGACAUUGCCCGCAAGAUGAUCGUCCGGAUCUUGUCCAUGAGCGUCUACUUCCAUGGCUUGCUCAGCUUUCUUCCACAUAGUCUCUGUUCGUUUCUACCAUGUGUAUACACUUACUAGUACUAUGUUUAUAAAUGUGUAACAUGUAUUGUUGAGCCUAUGCACUAGAUAGCUAAAUUCUACCAAUUUUUAUUUGAAAAAAAAAGACAAAUGGUCUAAUCGUUUAUAAGUUAAUUCCUUUAUCGACUUAACAUGUAUUUUUUUUUGCACGUAUUGUAAACAAUAUCAUGUGACAAGCUAUUUUACAUGA
Messenger RNA from Thlaspi arvense, 1488 nucleotides. The record is from the annotation of a GenBank genome assembly. Lineage: Eukaryota; Viridiplantae; Streptophyta; Magnoliopsida; Brassicales; Brassicaceae.